This is a messenger RNA of Ruditapes philippinarum (Manila clam), 2300 nucleotides long. RefSeq lists its product as uncharacterized. Bases 78 to 1766 code for a protein of 562 amino acids. NCBI's taxonomy places the organism in Eukaryota, Metazoa, Mollusca, Bivalvia, Venerida, Veneridae. Gene Ontology annotation, molecular function: zinc ion binding; ubiquitin-protein transferase activity. The record is from RefSeq and is a predicted model, not a curated record. Gene Ontology annotation, cellular component: chromatin; nucleoplasm. Gene Ontology annotation, biological process: positive regulation of DNA-templated transcription. The transcript has 3 exons.
ACUCUCCCCGUACCUGUUAUUACGAGGACAGAAAAUUGAAAACGAAACUAGAGCAACAUAGAUAAAGAUUAAUAAACAUGGCUGAGGGCAGUAAUUUGGCUUCAAUAAAAGAUGGCUCGGAUGCUGAUUUUGAGUACACUUGUACUCCAUGUGGGGAUGAUGAUAUCCGAGAAGAGGCUGUAAAGUUUUGCCCUGUAUGUGACGAAUAUCUGUGUAUAUCAUGUACACGACAACAUGGUCGGCGUAAAGCUUUACGGUCACAUACGUUACAAGAUUGUGAUGCUUCAACAAAAGGGUCAACGGUAACCAUGGUUACCAAGUGUCGUUACCAUCCAGAUCGUGACAUUGAAAUGUACUGUGGAGAACAUGAUAUGGUGUAUUGCACGAAAUGUAUUGCCACAAAUCACAGAGCUUGCAGUGGAAUACUUAAUUUAGAAGACGUUGAUAUUUCUUCAAAUCAGCAAAAUGACAUUCAGCGUUUAAGUUCAGAUAUGGUUAACAUUCAAAAGCGUUUAGAAGACACUGAACAGAAGAUGCAGACGAACAACAAUAGCAUUGAGAAGCAAAGAAGUGACGUAAUUUCACAGGUAGAGGCAAUUGAACGGGACUUGGUAGAACAUAUUCAGAAAUUGAAGCAUGAAGCAUUGGAAGCUCUGGAGACAGAAUAUUCUUUGGUUAAAGAGGAUCUGGAGGCAAAUAUCUCUCAGAUAAGUAAAGUUAAACAAGAAAUUGAGAAAACAAGAAGCCAGCUACAGACAGCCCAUAAUCUUAAUGCGAGAGAACAAUUUGUUCAGACAAAACUGAUACAACAGACUGUAAACGAUGCAAUGAAAGUGUUUGAACAAAGCGAGGAUAAAGGUCGUGUGUGUUUACGUUUUACAGAGAAUUCAGAAUUAAAGUCCUCAAUUAGAACGUCAACAUGUCUAGGGCGUGUACAGAAAGUAACAGAGAAGAACAGUCUAUUGACAUCAAAAGUAUAUAAAGUAAGUUCACGGAAGGAGAUUAAUAUCAAGAUGACUAAUGACAGUGAUCAAUGCUACAUUUAUGAUAUAUGUCAGCUUGUAGACGGUACAAUCAUACUGGCUGACUUUUCUAAUGACAGGAUAAAGAGACUUGAUGUGAAUUAUAACAUUAAAGAUUGUUUGGAUCUAGAAACAGGUCCUAAAGGUAUCUGUUGUACCGGUAAUACUGAGGUCGCUGUGAAACUGGAAAACAACAAAGUUUGGUUUAUAUCAGUAGGAAGCUCGUUAUCUAAGGUGAGAGAUAUAUCUGUUACAGGUGGAAAUUACAACGGAAUGACAUAUUGUGAUGGAGAGUUGUGGGUAUCUGAUGUAAAUGUUGUAAAUGUAUACAGUAUGACUGGAACAUUGGUAAAGACUAUCAGUAAUGAGGUUAAUGGCCAACGCAUAUUUAAAUCAACUCCACAACAAAUGGCUGUCAGUGUAGAUACUGUUAUUGUAACAGAUUAUAGUGACGGUGCCGUCUGUCUGAACAGAGAUGGUACGGUGAAGAGAGAACUGAGAGAUAAAAGGCUUGCCACCACACGUGGUGUAUGUGUAGCCAAUGACGGGACCGUGUUUAUUUCUGGUUAUAAUUCACACAACAUCAUGAUGUUUGAUAGAGAUGGUAAAUGUCUGGGCGAAUUAGUUGAUAAUAAAGGUGGUCUUAAGAAUCCAUUGGCUAUGUGCUAUGACAAAAAGAAAAACUGUGUAUUAGUUGCUUCCCUUUCAUCAGACAAAUUAGUUGUUUUGAAUAUCUCUCAUUAAACAAAGAAAAUAGAAAGAAUUUAGCAAUACUCAUUUCUGCAGGAAAUUUAUGUUUUUUAUCAUAUUAGCUAAUGGAGUAUGAUGAAACAACAGUGUAUAUCAGUUUAUAAUGAAUCAUAUAUCUAAGAAAUAUCAGUCCGGCAAAAAAUGUAAUGAUUUCUAUAUUGUAUAACUUGCUUAAUACAUCAAUAUAUAAAGACACAAGUUUUGUACACAAUUUAACAUAAAUAUAAUAGAGAAAAUGUAUAAGCGAUAUUCAAUUGUUUUAACGACUGAGGAAUUGUUAGUGAUAAAUAGAAAAAUAUGCCAAGGUACUUGUAACAUGUCACCUUUUUAAAACAAUAGAUAUGCAUUAUAACUUUUCUAAUUAUAUAGCAGACAUAUUUUCAUUGUAGCUUUUUAGGUGAAUUGUUUUUAUAGCCGACAAGCCUCUUAUUAAUCAGAAAUAUAUUCUGUAUAUUGUAUUACGAAAUGCUGAUUUAUACAUAAUUAUUUGUAUAUACAUGAGGCUGAAAUAAAUAUAUAUGAAAAUAA